AUUUUUAAUUACGAUAACGACCUUCCUUGUUGAUUUACAUUCUGUGGUUCCACUGAAGUAACCUUUCUGAAUCGCAAUGACCAAGCUUCACUAAAAAGCUAUGACGAUAACAACAACAACGACGACGUCGUCUCCAACGUUUCUCUGCUCGUUCCGUUCACCCAAUCCUUUACCCUCAAAAUCAUCUCUCUAUCGUCCCCAAUGUCGUACACCAAAACCGGUUCACUAUUCUCUCAGCUCCACCAAUUUUCUCUCUUCUGCAAAACCACUCUUUUCCUAUUCGAGAAGAACCCACUCAUGCUCCGCAGGUCGCCGCGAACCAACAGAGUUAGCCACAUCCUCUUCCAGCAAAGAGGAAGAUGACAAUCUCAAGAGAGUUGUUCAAAUUGGGUUGUGGGGUGCUGAGGUUGCCUAUGUUUUGUGGCUCUUCUUGCUUCCCUAUGCUCCUGGAGAUCCUGUAUGGGCGAUAAGUUCUGACACAAUCAACUCUCUUGUGGAUCUUUCUCUCAAUUUCUUUUUCAUCUUGCCUUUCACAAAUGUUGUUGGCAUUCGUUUCAUUGAUGCCCCGGUUCUUCAUCCUAUGUCCGAAGGACUAUUCAACUUCGUGAUUGGCUGGACAUUCAUGUUUGCCCCAUUGCUAUUCACAGAUCGAAAGAGAGACAGAUACAAGGGGUCUCUUGAUGUACUCUGGGGCCUGCAAAUGUUCCUCACAAAUACAUUUUUGAUCCCAUAUAUGGCAAUCCGAAUGAAUAAUGCUGAUGAUGACAGUGCUCCAAUCAAAAGUUCAAAAUUGAGCUCUGUUAUGACAAAUGGUGCUCCAUUUGUUGGACUGAUUGGCGGUGGUGUUUGUAUUGUAUCUAUAAUUUGGGCUCUUUUUGGUCGAACGGAUGCAAAUUUUGGUGGCGUAGUAGACAGAUGGGAGUACUUGGUUGGUUAUCUUGGAUCAGAAAGGCUAGCUUAUGCCUUCAUAUGGGAUAUAUGUCUUUACACGAUUUUCCAACCUUGGUUGAUUGGUGACAACCUACAGAAUGUUGAGCAAAAUAAGGUUGCAGUAGUGAAGUAUCUUAGAUAUGUACCAGUUGUUGGCUUAAUGGCCUAUCUUUUUUGCUUGGAGCGGAAAGAUGUAUAACUUUGCACUAAAUAGGGCUUUUCAGUCCGCAGUGAUCUAUUGACACUUUUUUGAGAAACCAAACAGUUUCAUGUAUGAUGUAUCAAAUCCUAGACGGGAUAGAUGUCUUAAUGAUUCGUCAUGAAUUCCCUGAUAGGGGUUUGUUUGAAUAAAUAAUUUAUUUUGUCCUAAUGAUUCGAAA
Molecule: messenger RNA, 1310 nt
Organism: Vicia villosa (hairy vetch)
Lineage: Eukaryota; Viridiplantae; Streptophyta; Magnoliopsida; Fabales; Fabaceae
Exons: 5
Coding region: 101-1129 (342 amino acids)
Source: RefSeq, a predicted model, not a curated record